AUGAAGGAAACUGUGACCUCAUACACCUCAAAAUCAGAUAUAGAGAAAAUCCUCAUAGAGGCUACAGGGAAUGAGAAUUGGAAUAUUGCUAAUUCAAAGCUACAAAUGCUUGCAGAUGCUGCACAUCAACAUGAUAAUUAUCAAAGAAUUAUGGAUCAUCUCAAGGGAAAGCUAGAGUGCCCAGCUUUCGAAUGGAGAAGGGUGUUGAAGGUAAGUAAAUAGAAGUGUCUUAUUAGUAUGUAGUCACUUGUUGCCCUUGAGUAUAUACUUAAGCACGGCCCAGCUAGAGUUUAAUAGGACUUGAGAAACGAGAUGUUUAGGUUGAAUAAAUUACAAUAGUUUACACAUUUUGAGGAUGGAUCUGACAAGGGCAACUCAAUUAGACAGAAAGCGCAUUUGAUUGCUGAUCUCGUCACUAUAUAGACUAAAUAUGAUGAGGAAAGAGAAUUAGCUAGAUAGUAUAGAGAGAAGUUUUAUUCUAAACCUGGUGGAAUCUCAUCAGAUUCAAUGUCUAGCAUGAAUGGUUCUCAUGGUAGCAAUGGAAAUUAUAAUAGUAUGGGAUCGCAAGGGUACGGAGGGUAUGCUCCAAAGUAAGAAGAAGCAGGAGCAUUAAGCUAUGUAAAGAAUAUUGGUGGGAUGGUGUCAGGAGCAGGUUCAUAUGUUUCCUCUGGUCUUACUUAUCUAGGAAUUAAGAAAGAUAAUAGUUAGACUCCUAAUAAAUAUGGGAGCACUACUGGAGGAUCAUCAAUGAUGGGAUACGGAAGCGAAUCAGUUGCUAAGACAGGAGGAUAUUAUGACCCUCCUGGUGGUUACUAAGCAUAAGAUAAUGUAAAUAAAGGAGCUUAUGAUCAUAAAUGGGGAGCCUAACCUACUUAACAAACAUAAUAGGAAGAAAAAAUAAAACCAGUUUGGGGUCAAUAGAAUAAGCAAGAAGAAUUGAAACCUAAGGACACAAAGAAAGAGGAACCAGUAUCAAAAGAUGAGAAAGAGAAAAAGAAGAAGGACAAGAAGACUCACAAAAAGAAGAGAAAGAGAAGUUCAUCAGGAAGCGAUUCGUCUGACAAUGAUAAAAAUAAAAAAUAAAAAGGAGAUAAAAAAUAAAGUUCAAAUGCUGAUAUCAAUCUAUUAGACCUUGAUUUCAAGCCAGAGCAGAAUCAGAAAAAAUCAGAUACUAAUACUUUCUUCGAUUUCCCUCCAGCUCCAACAACUAACACAACCUCCAGUAAAGCAAACACAGCUGAUUUAAUGGAUCUAUUAAGUUUUGAUACUCCAGUUUCCUAAACUCAAUAACCACCAAUUCAAAACUAAAAUAUCGGUGGAGGCAUCGACUUACUUUCCUUUAACUAAUCAACUAAUUAAACAUUCCCAACACAAUAGACAACAAAUAACGCAAUUCCUACUUUCAAUAACUUUCCCAUAAAUACUAACAUCCCAGUGGUGAGUAACAAUAAUUUAAUGAGUGGAAGCAAUGUUUAGAACUUCAAUUUCAAUUUUAAUCAGGCACAAAAUAACCUUAACAUUAAUCAGACUAAUAUCCAGGCUUUCCCAGGUCUUGGUAUUUAGAAUCAUACAACAUCUCAAACUAAUAUACAACACACAUAAAACUUAUUCAAUAAUCUUAAUCUUAGCAAUGGCGCACAAGCUUAAGUCCAGUAGAAUCAUAAUAUUCAGAAGCAAUAAAGUGCUCCUUAGUCAGCUAACAAAAAUUCGAACGAUGCCUGGGAUCUAGGUGCCAACCUUAUCAAUCUUAAUUUGAAGUAGGGUAUGAGUGUUGGAGAUUUUGAUUAGGAAGUUAAAAAGCCUAAUACAUUCGCAAACUAAAACCCAGUUUAUAUAAACCAAGGUGCCAAUAAAGAUUAAUAAUCAACCCCGAAAUUCAUCCCAAAUUUAGGCUUCGGAAUGCAAGGCUAGCAGUAGCAAUAUGCUUAAAUGGCUGGAAAUCAAUAGUAUUCUCAGCAAUAAAUGCCAGGAUAUAUGAAUUCUCAAUAAAUACCUGGAUAAAAUAUGGGAGCCUUUCCUCAGUAGAACAGUAAUUUGAACUAAAUAAACUAGUAGGCAUAGUUCAAAAGUAUGAAUCAAAAUCCUUCACUAUAGCAACAACAGUAGAAAUUCUUCUGA
Stylonychia lemnae is the source of this 2118-nucleotide messenger RNA. The record is from the annotation of a GenBank genome assembly. Lineage: Eukaryota; Ciliophora; Spirotrichea; Sporadotrichida; Oxytrichidae.